Molecule: messenger RNA, 6909 nt
Organism: Closterium sp. Naga37s-1
Lineage: Eukaryota; Viridiplantae; Streptophyta; Zygnematophyceae; Desmidiales; Closteriaceae
Source: the annotation of a GenBank genome assembly
AUGGAGGGACCGGAUUGGGACAGCGAAGGGGAAGGAUCCCAGCGAAGCGUGGACAAGCGCGGCCUUAUUCCACGGAUUCUGCAGUACAUCUUCCAGAGACUGUCAGCUGACAAGGAGCUGCAGAUGUUAGAGUUCACCAUCCGCUGCUCCUACCUGCAGAUUUACAAUGAGCAGGUGUCGGACCUCCUCGAGCCAGAUUCGGUGAACCUGAAUGUGAGGGAGGACAUGAGGCACGGGAUGUUCGUGGAGGGCCUCCAGGAGGUGGUGGUGUCCACGGCCGACGCCACCUACGCGCUGUUCAAGCGCGGCUCGCAGAACCGGCGCGUGGGCCAGACCGCCAUGAACAUGGAGAGCAGCCGCUCUCACAGUGUGUUCACUAUUGUGGUGGAGACCCAGCGGCGGGAUGACGCGGGGGUGAUGAAGAGGAGGACCUCACGGUUCAAUCUGGUAGAUUUAGCAGGGUCGGAGAGGCAGAAGCACAGUGAGGCGCAGGGGAUGCGGCUGAAGGAGGCCGGGAGCAUCAACAAGUCCCUCUCUGCGUUGGGAAAUGUCAUCAAGGGCUCCCUGGGUGGGAACUCCAAGUGCACCCUGCUGGCGGCUGUGAGUCCUGCGGAGCGCAACGUGGAUGAAACGAUGUCCACGCUCAAGUUUGCGCAGCGGGCGAAGCUGAUGCACAACGAGGCUGUAGUGAACGAGCUGAUGAUGGGCAACCCCGCCGUCAUGGGCGAGGAGAUCCGACGGCUGCGCCUCGAGAUCGCCGAGCUUAGAGCCAAUGCGACAGCCGGAGUGCCUGGGCAGCCACUGCUCCCUCCCAGCCCUUCUCCUGCACCCAUGUCAGAGAACGAGCGCAUCUGUCGCUUGGAGCAGAUCAUCUCCCAGUCCACAAAGCGAGCGAUGGAGGCGGAGAGGCAGGCGGGGCAGGAGGUGGCGAGGCAGAGCAAGAGAGCCGAGGCCGCUGAGGCCCUGGCGGAAGGGCUCGUGAGGAGUGUGCAGGGGCUGAAGAUGGUGGUGAAGCUGCGGGACGGGAGGAUCAAGCGGGUGGAGGCGCAGGGGAGGUGCGAGGGGCAGUGUACACGGGGGGAGGACGCGGCAGCAGUGGAGGAGCUGUCGCAGGAGGUGGAGGUGCUGAGGCGCAUGGUGGAGAGGAACCCUGAUGCCAUCCGCUUCCAGCUGGAAGUUGACGUCUGCAAAGCGCGCAUCAGCGAGUUGGAGGAGCAGCUGCAGACGGGCACGAGCGAGGGGGACAAGGUGGCGGCACUGGAGCGCCUGAACAACGCCCUGAGGGAGGAGCUGAAGGAGGCGUUUGAUGAGAACGAGGCGCUGCGGGGCAAGGAGGAGGAGGGGCGGAGGGAGAGAGAGGAGCUCCGAGCCAAGCUCGUUGGCAUGGAGGAGCAUGUGAGUGGGGAGGAGGGUGGGGAAGGGUGUGAGUGGGGAGGAGGGUGGGGAGGGAUGUGGGUGGGGAGGAGGGGGAGGCAUGUGAAGAAGGUGGCUGCAGUGGCGGAGCAGUACCGCAUGGAGGUGAACAACACACGGCAGCUUCAGCGCAGCGUCAACGACCGCAAGCACGAGUUUGAUGAUGCGCGCGUGCGGUGUGGAGUGGCGGAGGCGAAGGUGGGCAAGCUGCUGCAGCAGCUGGCGGCCACCCAGCAGGCGGAAUCAGUGCUCAAGGUGGAGGCCGCGGAGCACCACGCUCAGAGCGCCGCCCUCGCUCGGGAUCUACAGACGUGCCGGGCCGAGCUGGCAAGGAACGGGGCUGAGGGUGAGAGGAGUGCAGCUGACGCAGCACAGCUGCGGGCUGAUUUGGAAGCGGUGCGGAAGCAGGUGGAGGGGUUGGUGGAGGAGAAGGCGAGGGCUGAGGGAGAGGCGGCAGAGGCAGCAGCUGCUGGGAGGGAAAAGGAGAGGGCGUGGGAAGAAGAGAGAAAGGCGUUGGAGGAGGCUAUGGAGGAGAUGAGGAGAGCGCAGAUGGAGGCGGAAGAUGCUGGGAGGGAGAAGGUGCGGGAGCUCGAAGAGCAGAAGAGGGCUUUGGAGGAGGAGCUUGAGGGGAUGAGGCGAAAGGUGAUGGAGAUGGAGGAUGCUGGGAAGGAGAAGGAGGGCGCGUUAGAAGAGCAGAAGAGUGCGCUGGAAGAGGAGCUUGAGGGGAUUAAGAGAAAGCAGCAGGAGAUGGAGGAUGCUGCGAGGGAGAAUGUGAAAGAGCUUGAAGAGCAGAAGAGAAUGUUGGAGGAGGAGCUGGAGGGGAUGAAGGGUAAGCAGGUGGAGCUGGAGGAGAAGGUGCAAGCGCUGGAGAAAGAGCGGGAGCUGCUGUGGGCUGCAGCAGAGAAGAGCGGGGCGGACGGUGAUGCUGACGGCGCUGAUGGUGCUGGUGGUUCAGAUGCUGCAAAGAAGCGGUCGGAGCUGGGCGAGAGGAUAGCGAAGCUGGAGGAGGAGCUGAAGACGGAGAGGGCGCGGGUGAUUGACCUGGCAGAGAAGGUGGGCGACAGGGACGGGCUGGUGGAGGCGGCUUGCGAGAGGCAGAGGCGGGCAGAGGAUGCGGCGGAGAGGGCAAGGAGGCACGCGGAGGAGUUUGCUGCUGGGGGGCGCAAGCUGCAGCAGGUGAACCUGGCGCUGGAGGAGCAGCUGUGCUCCGCGCUGCAGAGCCUGCAGGAGGCGAAGGAGCGGGUGGAGCGACUGGAGCAGGAGAGAGUGGGUUUGCUGGAGGAGGCUAUAAUGCUGGAAAAGGAAACGGACGAGGAACAGAAGCAGCAAGAGGAGGAGGAGAAAGAGUGGGAGGAGCAGCAGGAGAGGCGUAAGGGAGGAGGUAGUGGAAGCAAGAGGAGGUGGCAGGAGAGUGUGAAGGGUGAUGAGGAAGCAGUGGAGGCGGGUGGGGAGGAGAAGGAGGAGGGCGUUCUUAGCCCGAUGACUCUGUGCCUCACAGAGCUCCGUGAUGUGACCAACAGGGCAAGCCCUUCGCGAGUAGCAGGCAAAGACAGCAAUGCAGCAGAAGCAAAGGGGAAGGAUGCUGAUGCACGCGCAGGAGCCGCUGGUUCUGGCCCCAGCCCAAUUCGCCUCGGCACAGCAGCAGACAUGUCCGCGCUACCUGCCUCUGCUUCUGCCAACGCGUUUCUCGCUAACAGGUGGACUCUGCCCUUUGCUGGAGACAACGUUUCUGCCAGCGUAGACUCUGACAGCGACCUGCUCAGAUAUGCAGUCACUGGGGCGGCCGGAGGGCUCACAGGGGGGGAAGGAGGCAUGCAGGGCGCGCUGGGGCGAAAGCUAGAGAAGAAGAAGCGGAGGAGGAGCGCGCCAGUGAGCCAAGCAGAGGCGCAGGCGGAGAAGCUGAGGCUGAUGGAGGUGCAGGUGCGGCACAUGGUGAAGCAGCUCGCUGCGGCCCACGCCCAGGUGAAGAGCCUGUCCGGUAGGAUGCAGAAGGCGGGCCCCCUGAUGGUGCGGAUGCGGGAGGUGGUGCAGCAGCUGCGGGCGAAAGGGCAGGCGCUGGAGCUGGCGCUGCUGAAUACGCUGGAGAGGGAGGCGGAGAGGGAGCAGGCGGAGGAGGAUGAGAAGGAGGAGGUUGGGCUGAUGUAUCUGGGACUGGAGGAGCAGAGGGAUAGGUUGAGGGAGGAGAGGGAUGCGUAUUUGAAGCAGCUGAUGGUGGUGGGGCCGAGGAACACGGUGCUUUGUGAGGAGUUGAGUGUGGUGAAGGCGAGGCUGGAAGCGGCUAGGGGAGAGAUGGGUGAGAUGGAGGAGGAGCGGGCGAGGCUGCGGAGGAAGCUGGCUAGGCUGAGUCGUAGGCUGGAGGAGCAGGUAACAGGGAGAAAAGCAGCGGUUACAGGUGGACGCCUCGAGAGUAAGGUUACGGUAGAGCAUGGAGCUGACCGGGAGAAAGGUGGGGGUGGGGUCACGACGGAGAGCAGGGCUGAUGUGGAGGAUGGUGCUGACGUGGAGGAUGCGGAUGAGGAGCUCAAAGCUGACAUGGAUGAAGCGCUGGCCGUUGUGCGGGAGCAUGUGGGGGAGGUGGAGAGCAGGAACAGAAAGCUGGCGGAGCAGGUGAGGAAGCUGGAACAGCAGUGCGAGAGGCUGCAGGCUAAGGCUGAGGGGGUGGGCAGCAGCAAGUCGAGGGCGGUGAGGGCUGUGGGGAAGAGCGAGAGCGAGGAGAUGCUGGGAGGUGGUUUGAGCGUGAAGGCUGAGAGUGUGCGACAGCAGGGUGCAGGGCAGCACGAGCGUGAGAAGAAGGGAAAUGGGCACGAGGGGGCGGAGCAGCAGCGGCUGGUUGGGCAAGUGGAGGAGCUGUUGGCGCGUCUGGCUGCGGCAGAGGAGCAGACAAAAGGCACCAUGGGCCGCGCUGCUCUGGCGGAGCAACGGUGCAGCGAAAUGCAUGCUCGCGUUGCUGCUGUGGUAGCCCGGGAGAGGGCGCUGCAGAAGCUGUUGGUGAGCCCGCUGCUGAAGGAUCCCGGGGCUGGGGAUGGAGGGGUUGGAGGGUCUGGGGUUGGAGACACAGGGGUUGGGGGCAGAGGGAUGAUGGGAGGAGCGGGUGGGGACGAGAUCGUUGAGGGGUGGAAGGCGAGGUGGCGGCAGCUAGAGCAGGAGCAGGGAGAGCUGGACUUACACCUGAACCAGAACAGGGUAGGGGACCAGGAAGGCAAGGACGAACAAGAGCAUGCGGAGCAGGGAUGUGGGCAGGAAGGGGUGGAAUGCGGUGCAGAGGCUGGUAACAUGGGUGCGGAUAUGGGGCAGGAGCAGAGGCGCAUGCAGGUGGAGGAGGUGCGGGGGGUGCUGGCUCAGGUGGUGCUGGUGGAGAGUCUAUUGGCCGUGGUGCUGUGCCGGGCUGGGCUUGCUGGUCUGUCCUCCCGCAUGGAAACCAAGCUGCUGGGAUCAGAUCUGGGGUCAGGAGAGAUGGUGGGGGCAGGAGGGAUAGAAGGGAAUGGUGGUUCGCCUGGUGAGGGAGGCUCAGGCGCAGGUGCAGGCGAGGAAGAGGGCGAGCCAGAAGGGGUGGAUGGAAGGGGGAAGGAAGGAGUGAGCGGGUCAGGGAAGGAGGAGGGGACAGGGCUAGAAGGGGGAGGAGGGGAAGGAAGGGGAGCAGAGCAAGGAGUGGGAACAGAGCAAGUGGAGGAGGUGCUGAAUGCGCUGCAGAGGCAAAGGGUGCUGCUGCUGGGGUUCUUGGGCGUGAAGGCAGAGGAAAGCAGCAAGCUAGAGCAGAAUGAGCAUGAGAGGGAAUCGAGGAAUCUGGCGAACGAGGAGGCAGAACGAGCUAUAGCGAGUCCCAGUGACGGUCUGACCCUUCCCCCUGCGGCUGUGGUAUCCAGGCAGGUCAGAAUCGCGCAGCAGCUGGUGCGAGCGGGAUUCGAUGCCCUCAUGGCAAGCGACGACACCUGCUGGCUGCGCGGGUCCGUUCUGAGAGGCGUGUACGCUCUGAGGAAGCUGGUGGAGGAGGUGGAGGGCAAGGUGGGCGCGUGGGAGGCGCAGUGGGGCGAGCUAGAGCGGACCUUCCAGCAGCAGAACCGGGAGUUCCUGGAGGUGGGGCGAGCGCUGCAGCGCGUGCAGGGGGAGAAGCGGGCAGUGGAGGGGGCAGUGAGAGAGAGGGCGGAGGAGGAGGCGGGGCGGCGGGAGGUGGUUGAGAGGACGGUGCGCGUGGCAGCUGAGGCAGUGGAGGUGGAGAAGGAGAUUGAGGAGAAGCAACAGCAGGCGACAGUGGCUACAAUGGAGAAUGCUGCUGCGUGCUCUGGGCACGGAAGCGAGGUGAGCAGGCGUUUGGAGAAGGAGGUGGAGUGGCUGCAGCAGGUGAAGGACGCGAAGGAGAGGGAGGUGGUGGGGCUGAUGAAGCGAGUGACAGAGAUGGAGCUGCAGGGCCGCGCGCAGUGGGAGCAGGCGGUGCGGCGGCAGGAGGCUGCUGCGAAGCAGGUGGAGGGGCUCUCGCAGCAGCUGAGGGCGGCGCAGCAGCAGCUGGGUGGGAAGAGUGGCGAGGUGGAGAAGCUGGUGUGGACGGUGGAGCAGCUGCAAGAGGAGGUCAAGGCCAAGAUCACCUCUCUGCACGUGCAACUCGCAGCAGCAGCGAAGGCAGUGACUCUUGACUCCCCUCUCAGACCCCGUCAACCAGCAGCAGCAGCAGCAGCAGCAGCAGACAGAGGCGAAUCAGCCCCUGCAAGCGAGCCCAGGCAGCAGCGGCCCUCGGAGUCAGGUCACGGGUCGCGGCGGGUGCGGCAGCGGCUGGGCGGCGUGCUAUCCGCCAUCCACAGCAUGGGAGCUAUUCGCGACGGCACUCGCAGCCCGUUUGGGUUCAGGGGCGUGGGGGCCAGCAAUGAGGGUGCAGCAGCAGCAGCUGCUUCUGGUGGUGCUGUGCAUGCUUCCACGGCUGCUGGGUGCAGUGGGCGGGGUGCUGCUGCGUCUGUGAGCUGUGGGACUGGAGGAGGGGAGGGUGAGGAGUUUUACACGCCCAUGACCAAUUUGCCCUUCAGCCCGGAGAGUGGGGUGGAGGCGAGUGGAGGGGGGCACGACAGUGGUGCUGGUGGGAGCGUGAAGGGGAACAAGGGGAAGGGGUCUGGAUGGGGUGUGGGGCACGGAGGGGUUGGUGGUGGAAGUGCGAAGAAGCGAGGCUGGGGGAGUGGCGUGGGCAAGUGCGUUGGGAGUGAUGAGAACGCGCCGUUGAUUCCUGACGGCCCACAAUCAGGUACACUUCUGCCCAUCCCCUUCCCCUUUCUUUCAAACCGCCCAUUUCCUCUUCCUUUCCAAUACCUGUGUCCCGUAUCACGUGAUGGGGUCAUGGCAUCUGCACCCUUGCACACUCCACCUGUUGCUGGGAGUGCAAACAAGGUGACUGUCAGGGCCGCCUUUGAAGCACCGGCACCAUUCUCUCAGCUCUCCGGGAGAUGGCAGCAAGACAGGCCACUUUCUGGUGAGGGAACACCAAGGAGCAACCGUCGUGGUCCAGUCCUUAGGUAG